Messenger RNA from Brassica rapa (field mustard), 6204 nucleotides. RefSeq names its product zinc finger protein SHOOT GRAVITROPISM 5. The record is from RefSeq and is a predicted model, not a curated record. NCBI's taxonomy places the organism in Eukaryota, Viridiplantae, Streptophyta, Magnoliopsida, Brassicales, Brassicaceae. Gene Ontology annotation, cellular component: nucleus. Gene Ontology annotation, molecular function: DNA-binding transcription factor activity.
UACUUAUGUUUGGUUAUCUUCGGAUAUCUAUUCGGGUUCAGAUAUUACCCGUUCGGAUUCAGAUAUUACCUUAACUGGUGAAAUAAGUAAUUUGUUUUGUUGUUUUAAUUAUAUGAUUUUUAGACCGAGCUGGUGAAUAUAUACUAGACAAACAUUUAUAUUUCGAGUCUGCACUUAUAUUCUAUAACAGCUUGAUAUAUUAGAUUUGAACACAAAUCUGUUAAUAUAGUUUGCCGGUGAUGUUUUUCAAAAUUUUGAUUCUUAGAUAUGUAUAUGGAGUGAAAUUAAUUUUUACAGAUGUCUUUUUUUUUUAAUUAACACUUAUGUAAUUCACUGAAUUGAAGUACAAAAAAACUUAAUUAAUAUCAAAGAAAGAAAGACGAGAAUGAAAGCACAAUUCUAUAGAGGUAGAAAAUGCAAUCACUUAUGGAGAGUCAAUAGUAAACAAAUCGAGAGCAGAAAACCUAAUCCCCUUUUGUUAUCAUACAAUUGAUGUUGCCUAUUUGGUUUUGGUCAUUUGUGUCAGCCGUAAAACUUAAUUUCCUUUUGUAUAUUUUAAGUUUUAAAAAUAAUUAAAAUUAGAUGUAAUAUGCUAACUCUUCAACAACGAUGAUAUAUUUAAGAGACCAACAUUUAUAUUUAUCAUUUUAUAAUCGAUAAAUAUUGUAGUGUUGCAAAAUAUUAAAAUCAUUUCAUAAACAAACAUUAUUAUAAGAACUCAUUCCGCGCACAUGCGGGUUAUCAUUUAGUUUAUCUAUUAUUUGUGUACUAAGUACUAACUAGUUUGUGUUCAAAAAAAAAAAAAAAUACUAACUAGUUUUGUAUUAAAACUUCAUUCAUGCUAAAACAUGUUUUCUGAAGAAAUUGUACCGUACGUUUAGCAAAAAAAAAAAGAAAAGAAAUGGUACAAAAGAAAUGGUUAGUUUAAUAGUAUCCAAGAUAUAUUAUUGUUGCAAAAUCCAUAUACGUUGAAGACUUGGAGUUUGGAUACAUAUUUAUUUUCCACACAUUAUUUAGGCCCAUAUACGAACUAUUUAAUCACAUAGAGGCUCAAAGUUCCACAUCGUUCACAAUUUUAAUUCGAAAACAUAUCCAGUGGAUUGAUAUUCAUGGCGCAGCCCUCUUUUCAUCCAAUAGAUGAUCACAUUUUAGCAUAGAAAUGUAUUUCUCUUCUUUUCCUUUUUGAUAAAGGAUAAUGUAUUUUUAUCUUAGUUCCAUUUUAUUUCAAUAUUUGUAGUAAAUCGAAAAAAUAUAUACAGACAUAUGAAUUUGUAUUUGUAUUAUAGAUUUGUAUUUUGGCAACUUUUUAGAAUUUAUGGAUGCAACAUGUAUGCCAAACUUGAGGAUGAAGAUAUGAAAACAAAAUACCCGAAUAAAAUGAGUAAUGAUGAAAUGAGAAUGUUAUUAUUCCAUAUAAAUAAUAAUAAAAGUUCUUUUAUAUAUUUUCUUUAAAAUAUAUGAAAAGAUAAAGAGAAUCAAAGGAGGGGAGUUGGGGGAGAUGAUGGCAUUUCUUUGCUUUGUAAAUUUGGAGCAUGUGACUUGAUCCCUCUUUCCAACUCAAAAUCUCACAUUCAUAUUUAGUAUUCUUAUUCUUUAUUACUUCUCUUAUUGUCUUUUUAGUUUAAUAUCUUUUAGCAUAUGUUAUAUGUAAUUGGAACAUUCAAACAAUGCUUGGAGUGAAGCAAGUGUUAAGCGAGAUUUGGGAGUUUAAUCUCAUCGUAUAAAAUGAUUACAAACACGAUCUCGUUUCUUUCCUUUAUAGAAAGCUGUCACCGUAACACAGUCCCAUCUAUUAUCGUUUUGUUGGUUUUGUUUUGCCUUUCGGUCCAUUUGGAACCAAAUUUAGGCAACUGACAAAAACAUAUUGGCGCAUCGUUCUUUUCUUUUUAUCAGUCAGCAAAAUAAUCAUUUCGCCAAUAAGGAAUAUAACUGAUAUUUGCAAUUGAAACAGAAAAAUUAUGUUUACACCAUCUAUCAUUAAUAAUUUGCAUUUUCUUUGAGUUUAAUUCCAACUUGUUUAAAUAAUAAAAUGAGUUAAAAUAACUUAAGAGAUGUAUGUAAUAAUUUCUAUUAUUUUAUAGUAUCUUACUAAGAUAGAAACAUCAUUGGAAAAUAACUUUAUUAUUACGUGUGAUUUACAAUUUAUGUCACUCAAAUUUUAAUUUUAAUAAAAUACACCAUCACACAUGAGAUUAUUUUGCCACUAAAUUUUUAAAUAUUUAGGAUAUUUAAUUUUUUUACUAUAACAAAAGCUUAUAUAAUUUUUAAUUCAUAUUAUUUAAAUAACUAAUCAAAUUUGUAAAUAUUAAAAAUACAUCUAAAUAUUAACUUAGUUUUCAAAAUUAAAAUACAAUAUUAAACUUCUUAUACUUUAAAAUCCAACCAUUUAAACUUAAACAAAUAUAAAAAAUUUAUCACAAAAAAAAAUAUACCAGUUUACAAAUAUAAAUAAAAAAAACUAAAAUAAAAUUUUUAAAAUUUAAUUAUAUAGAAAAAUAAGCGCGGGUGAUAAUCUAUUAAGUUACUAUUAUAUUUGAGACUAAAUUUUGGGUACUUCGUAGCAGUGGUGUCAGUGUUAAUAAGGGAUAUUUUUGAUAGUGGAAUAGUGAAUGAGUUUAACUGUUUAAGGUAUCUUAUUCAUUAAUCCAUCAAAAUCAAUCAGUCGACGUUGAUAAUUCCGUAACAAUAUCUUUUAAGAAUCUUUGAUUUUGAUGUUAUAAAAGAUUAUUGUAACAAUGACGAGGGCUCGAGUAUGGUUUUGUUUAACCGAUACGAUCUCCUUAACGAUGCUUUGCUGCAAAACUAAACUAAUUCUCCAAGUCCGAAUAUAACAUACAAAGAGACGUAAGGAGAUUCAUACAGAAGACUCCAUUCCAGAAAUACUAGAAUAGUUUGACCCAAAAAAAAAAGAAAUACUAGAAUAGUGAAUAAAUUGUUUUAUUCAUUCUAAUAGAGUGAUUACACUAAAGAUUCCGACACUUAUGUAUAAUUUCAUUAUGUUUCGAUGUAAAUUGCUUUUUCCCCUGAUUUUUAGAUCUAUUAGUGAAACCUGCCUAAGGAAAUGACUGGGAUCUCUGAAGAAAGGCAAAAGCCUAAAAGUAGACGAUAGUGGGGGUGGAAAAAAGGUCACGUGAGUAGAUGAAAGGUCACGUGCGAAAGGGGUUGAAUACUAAUUUAUAUUAGCUCAAAUCAGGAUCCCGUAGAGGCGUAGAGUUUAUAUUCGUAUAAUACAUAAUACUUUCACAUUUGUUAGAAUUAUUUUUCUAUGAAUCUAUUUUGAUUUAUCUUCUGUCAUUUACUCUUUUUUAUGUUUUUUCCCGUUUAACUGUAUGGGCAGUAGUACAUCCAAUAUAUAAGCCAAAUAGAGAAUAAUAGUUUGUCUGCAUUAUUGAAACUUAUAUAAUUUGGUAUUUAAUGCAAUUAUGCAAUUAUAUUCUUGGAUUAUUCACAAGAACCAUAUACCAUUUUCCUCUCAUUUGUUUCCAAGUGUAGUUCGAAAAGAAUCUUAACAUGUAGUCAUGUAGGUGUGGACCAACCUUGGAAAAAUGAUGACAUAGUAUUCAUAUAUAGUUAACAAUGACAAAUUAUCUAAAAUUGUCGAUAUAUUAUUGGAAUGCUUUAAUAAUAAUGGAACGCAAAGCUGUAUUAGUGAUGUAUAAUCACACUAUUUUUUUUCCUGAACGACAUAAUCACACUAUUUACAGGACUUGAGAGUGUGACACUCGGAAAAUAAAUCACACUAUAUAAAUAUGUUAACCUGUUAUUUAAUCAUGUCUUACGUCAUCUAUGAGUGAGCGCCGCGCCACAUGAAUGUUUGCAAAUAACCUGCAUUAUAAUUUGAUAAUCCUAGAUUUGAAUUGGAUCGGAACGGAAAUCCGCUUAAUUACUGAUCAGUCAACUAGUAGUCUAUUAAUGGAGAUAUAAUUUCCACACAAUGAUCUAGUUCAUUAAUGAAAAUUAUAUAGUAUUAUCUUAAUUGUUUCUUCGACAAGUCAGGUAAAACUCGUGCAGAUAAUAACAAAAAUAUAAAAAUCUUAAAUUAUUCAUCUCAAAUAGGUUAUGAAGGUUCAAGAAUAUCAGACAAAUUCAUCAAUCAGACAAGAUAUGGGUCCAAUACAAAAACAAUAUAUCCAACAUACUCUAAGAAACAAAAUCUAAAAUGUAAAUAUAAAAUAACAAAAAGAAAAAUCUAAAUGUAUACCUAAAUAAACACAUCCCCCUCUCCUUCUCUCUCUCCAUGAGUGUAUGUAUGUAUAGAUUGUAUGUAGUGAUGGAACAGUGCAAUGAGCUUUAUAAGCAGAGGCAAUAUCGGCAUCAAAAGACCCUCUAACUUGAUCUAAACUCUCUAGUGUACGAGAGAGAAAGGUUAAUGAUACCAAACAGCAAAGAUAGAGCUAGAGAGAGAGAAAGAGAGAGACCCAAGAAAAAGCUUUCAUCAUUUAACAUAAGAGAACUUUGAAGAGCCUAAGUAAAAGUUUUUAAAGCUUUGUUGCAGAAAGCUUAAUUAAAAGAACUUUUCUCCCCCUAUAUCCUCCCUCUCUCUCACUCUCUUUAUUAGUCCUUCCUCUCCUUUGUAAAGCUGCACCUCCCACUAUCUUCAAAUUUUCUUCUUCUUUUUCUUUUUUGUCUCUAGGUCUUGUUUCAUCAAAUCAAUCUCUAGAAAUUCAAAUUACAAUAAAGUCAAAAAGAGAGAAGAAAAAGUUGUAAAUGAUGAGAACAGAUCAAGACACAGUAGUGAUGUUGGAUGCUGCUCCCAACAAGAACACUAGUAACACAUGUUGUGUGGUUUCCUCUUCUUCCUCUGAUCCUUUCCUCUCUUCUUCUGAAAAUGGGGUCGCUACCACAAACACAUCCAAUCAGAAGAGGAAAAGAAGACCUGCAGGUACACCAGAUCCAGAUGCAGAAGUUGUGUCUUUAUCACCAAGAACUCUUCUUGAAUCAGACAGAUACAUAUGUGAGAUCUGUAACCAAGGGUUUCAAAGAGAUCAAAAUCUCCAGAUGCAUCGAAGACGUCACAAGGUUCCAUGGAAGCUUCUGAAAAGAGACAACAAUAUAGAGGUGAAGAAACGAGUGUAUGUUUGCCCUGAACCCACUUGUCUUCACCACGAUCCUUGUCAUGCUCUUGGAGAUCUUGUCGGAAUAAAAAAACAUUUCAGAAGAAAACACAGUAACCAUAAGCAAUGGGUUUGUGAGAGAUGCUCUAAAGGUUAUGCUGUUCAAUCAGAUUACAAAGCUCAUCUCAAAACUUGUGGCACUAGGGGACAUUCUUGUGACUGUGGUCGCGUCUUCUCCAGGGUGGAGAGUUUUAUUGAGCAUCAAGAUAGCUGCUCCAUUCGAAAAGUUCACCAUGAACCGCCGCCACCGCCACAAGCUACGGUGAAUGUCCCGGCUUGCUCCUCUAGAACUGCCUCAACCGCAAGCACUCCAUCUACGGAAACGAAUUACGGUGGUGCGGUUGCUACUCCUUUACCUCUAGAAGGGCGUCCAAUUCCUAUAAGAAACUCAUCAAACGAUGUCAAUCUCGAACUCCAGCUUCUUCCAUUAACGCCAAAUCAAAACCGUAAUCAAGAAAACCAACAACACAAAGUUAAAGAACCAUCUCAUCAUCGUAAUCAUCAUGAUACUACAAACUUAAACCUCUCCAUUGCACCAUCUGCACCAUCAUUAUCUCAUCAGUACAACAACUUUGAUCGUAUAAAAGAAAUAAUGGCGAGUGAACAGAUAAUGAAGUUAGCGAUGAAGGAGAAAGCUUACGCAGAGGAAGCUAAAAGAGAAGCGAAGAGGCAACGAGAGAUAGCGGAAAACGAAUUUGUUAAUGCUAAGAAGAUAAGGCAACAAGCACAAGCUGAGCUUGAGAGAGCUAAGCUUUUAAAGGAACAAUCUAUGAAGAAGAUAAGCUCGACGAUUAUGCAAGUUACUUGUCAAACAUGUAAAGGACAGUUUCAAGCGGUGGCUUCGGCGGAUGAGACAUCUCUUGUGGUGAGUUACAUGUCGUCAGCGAAUACUGACGGAGAGGCAUCCUAAAAUUUGAAAAGGGGUUUAAUACAAAAAAAAAAACUCAGAUAAAAUUGAAGCAUUUUAUCUUAUUGUUUUGUGUAUUAAUUACGUUGUCUUAUUUUGUCCUCUUUGUAUUACCAUAUUUGUAUGUGAUUGGUUAAUUAUUGUAAUUGUCAAAUCUUCAGUUAUAUUAAAACUUCCUGUAAA